GAGUUGCACUUUUUAUGAAGAUCAGUUUGGUACUUCGCAAUCGCAGUCGCUCAACUUUGAAGUUGAACCCUUCGCCUGUACGGACAAAUCAACUCGGUGGACAUGGCAAGGCGCUGUUGGCAUAAACUGAAAACGACAUGUCGUUUCCAACUGUCUCGUCACCUUUCUUCUUCAACCUCUCUCCCGCCACCUCCUCUUUCCUCUCCCCGGAGGGUGGUCGUCACCGGGCUUGGGCUGUUGACUCCACUCGGGUGCGGAGUAGGAACAACUUGGAAGCAUUUGAUAGAAGGCAAGUGUGGAAUAAGGGCAGUAACCACAGAGGAUUUGAAGAUGAAUGCUUUUGAUAAAGAGACACUGACGCUUACCUUCGAUCAGUUAACUUCUAAAGUUGCUGCAAUUGUGCCUUGUGGGACUGCCCCUGGUGAAUUCAAUGAGGACCUUUGGUUUAAUGCUAAGGAUCAUCGAUCAAUUGCAAGAUUUAUAAGCUAUGCAUUAUGUGCUGCUGAUGAAGCUUUAAAAGAUGCAAAAUGGGCACCCACUGAUCAGGAACAGAAGGAAAGAACGGGAGUCUCUAUAGGUGGUGGGACUGGAAGUAUUAGUGAUAUUUUAGAUGCAGCGCAAAUGAUCUGUGAGAAGCGUAUUCGUCGACUAAGUCCAUUUUUCAUACCAAGGAUACUCAUCAACAUGGCAUCUGGUCACGUGAGCAUGAAAUAUGGAUUCCAGGGACCAAACCAUGCUGCAGUGACUGCUUGUGCAACUGGGGCUCAUUCUAUUGGCGAUGCUAUGAGGAUGGUUCAAUUUGGAGAUGCUGAUGUUAUGGUUGCUGGUGGCACAGAGUCUAGCAUUGAUGCUUUGUCAAUAGCUGGAUUUUGCAAAGCUAGAGCUUUGACUACCAAGUAUAAUUCUUCCCCUUCAGAAGCUUCACGACCUUUUGACUGUGGCCGGGAUGGGUUUGUGAUAGGUGAAGGUUCUGGUGUCUUGAUAUUAGAGGAACUUGAGCAUGCAAAAAGUAGAGGAGCAAAAAUUUAUGCAGAGGUCCGUGGAUAUGGGAUGUCAGGUGAUGCUUAUCACAUUACUCAACCACAUACUGAUGGAAGAGGUGCGAUUUUGGCCAUGGCACGUGCUUUGAAACAAGCUGGUCUGCAUCCUAACCAAGUGGACUAUGUGAAUGCUCAUGCUACUUCUACACCUUUGGGUGAUGCAAUUGAAGCAAAUGCAAUCAAAGCCAUGUUCACUGACCAUGCAACAUCAGGUUCUUUGGCCUUCUCCUCGACAAAGGGUGCUGUCGGUCAUCUUCUUGGUGCAGCCGGAGCUGUUGAAGCAAUUUUUUCUGUUUUAACCGUACACCAUGGGAUUGCACCUUUGACACUAAAUCUCACUAAACCUGAUCCCAUAUUUAAUGAUGCUUUCAUGCCUUUGACUGCUUCCAAGGAAAUGCCAAUUAGAGCUGCGUUGUCUAAUUCUUUUGGCUUUGGAGGAACAAAUGCGUCCUUACUUUUUGCAUCCCCCUCCUAGAACAGAUUGAUUGGCCAAACUUUUUGGUAUUGUUAGCUGCAGAAAAACAACUUCAUUAUGUGACUGCGGAAAAUUUUGAGCUUCAGAUUCUUUAAGAUCAACAGUCAGCAAUAGCUGCCAUAGAGCCGAGGGAAAUGUAAUGAUGGUUCUCUUCGCACCAUGAUUUAUGAGACAUUUAUGAUUAGGUAAACAUCAAAGAAAGUGAUACAAAUUGAACUGUGCCUUUGGUCA
Molecule: messenger RNA, 1746 nt
Organism: Gossypium raimondii (Peruvian cotton)
Lineage: Eukaryota; Viridiplantae; Streptophyta; Magnoliopsida; Malvales; Malvaceae
Product: 3-oxoacyl-[acyl-carrier-protein] synthase, mitochondrial
Exons: 15
Coding region: 103-1515 (470 amino acids)
Biological process (GO): fatty acid biosynthetic process
Molecular function (GO): 3-oxoacyl-[acyl-carrier-protein] synthase activity
Source: RefSeq, a predicted model, not a curated record